GAAUGGGGAAUGACCACAAAGAAACUGGUUGUCAGUUAUUUUGAAUAUUUAUUUCACUGAGUGAAUCAUAGACGAGUACAUGUCUAGUUUUAUCUUGAAGCACCAUUAUUCCUAUGCAAAUACAAACAAAUAUUCAGAUAUAUACACUGAUAAACAAAACAUGUUGCCCUUGCCUUUGAAAAUGAUUCUGAACUAAACACACGCUCAGACAGACGCGCGUGCAUGUCACGCUGAAACCAAACUAGAGGACACGAGCACGCCUGCAUAGCUGUGGUUAACGAUUUCAACAAACAUUUUAAACUGGUUAAACACAUACCAUCAUGGUCUACAUUAGUAGCUGAAAGUUUGCUAGAGAUCUUUUGGUAAAUUGUUGAGCUAAUAACAGGCCUAAUUCAUUUGCUGCUCAGUACAGAACAAUUAUUUCAAGACAAAAAUGCUGAUGCGACAUAGUUUUGUGGCAAUCCUAAGACAUUAUUUAGCAUAUUAUAUUACUGUAGUGGCAAUGGUAAAUAUGUGGCUCUUUUAAAAUGGGGAAUUAUAUAAAUUACACCUCUUAAAUAUAUUAAAUUGGCUUUGUAGACUAUGUUUUUUACAUAACAAAAUUAAACCAACCAGUGUUUGAGUCCUUGUAGAGAGAACCCUCUGCGAUUGAUUCUGGACAGGGUAUUGUUUUAAAACUGGAGCCUCAGCGAGAAUCAGGAUUUCAUGAUGUCUCAGCAGCAGCGUGUUAGUAUUUGUAUUCUUUCGUGUAACUGCGGGUUUUUGUUUGGACUGGAUGAAUGUCCUAAAGCGUGCUGACUGCAGCACAGAUAACACAGGCAUAACACAGCACACUAAACCAAGUCAGCGGGGCUUUAUUUUUUUAACUGAAUACAACAUAUAAAGUGAGAAAGUAAAAGCAUCAUGGGAAUACGAAGCUAACGCCAUUGUAUUAACGCGCAAAAUUAAAAAAAACAGCCUAACAACUUAGAUUGGGCUGUUCAAUUCAAGCAGCAUUUUGUACAUUUAGUGUCUGUCAAAUAGAUAUGGGAAUAUACAAUUACAUUAGUGGUCUUUUUUAUUAUUCAUUUAGAUAUUUUUAAACUAGGUGUAGACCGUUAGUCAGUUUGAGUAACUAUAAGGAAUAUAGUCUGCACCUCUCGUCAUAUUCACUGUAGCCUGUUUGCAUAGCCAUAAUUUGCAGUAGUACCUUAUAAAUAUAUUUGGCUGUUCGGCUGCAGCACAGUAUUUGUUUACGUUGUCUCUGCUCACUUAUAUUUAAGAAAAAUAAGUUGUCAAGCAUUCUCCUGACCUGCACAGAUUUAAAUCCUUUACUCUAAUGUUGACAACACUUGAAUAGUUCUGAGGAGAAAAGUAGAACUGAGAUAAAUCAGCAUUAAAAAAAAAAAAAAAGUGCAUGCAUACGCAUUCAUUUUAAUGAGAGUGCCAUAGUCACGUAUAUUAACUCCUGCACUGAGAAUAAAACAUCAACCCAAACAUUAGGGCCAGUAGGACUGCUUCAUUUCACAUCUACAACAUAUUGAAAUCGCAUAUGACACAACAAGACGUCGCGAUUGUUUAUAACAAUGGCUCAGGUAUGUUAUGAAUUAUUUCUUAGACUCUAAGAUGUUCAGUGUCAACAGUAAAAGAGGGUAAAAGAAAAACAGAAAAAGAACAUUAUGCUUGAUGUAAUCCUGUAUGGGUUUAGUUUCCUGUUACACCACAAUAAUAAAUAUCCUUAUAGGCCCACCAUCAACUAGCGAACAAAUUCCACCGUCUAGUUAACAUUUUGUUGCCCAUUUCAGGAAGAGAACCAUUUAAACAGCCACGUGCGCCUUCACGAGUUAGACCAGUGUAGUUAAAGUUAACUAACAGGUCUAAUAAGAUCUAAUAUAUUUGCUUUUUAACGAAUUCUGGUGCAGUUCUAUUAGAGUAGUGAAGUAAUAUGAAGAGAAAUACAAGUAAAUAAUCUGCGGGUUAAAAUGACAGAGCAGGCCGAGGUACAAGGUUUUCAUAAUUAGUGCAAGAAAUGUAUGACUGUAAUUCUAUAAUAGGAGGUCACAAAGGCGCAUUUAAGAAGAUAUGACAAUGUUACAUUCAGCAGGUCAAAUGCAAAAGGGAACAUUUGAUUUUUAGAAUACUUCACAGCGUCAAAGGUUAAACCCUAUAGUCUACUCUUUCACUCAUUUUUUUUUAAAUUCACAAAGCAGUUCACGUGUCUGUUGUGAUUUUCUUUUGAAUGACACACCUGCGUACAGCUUACCUUGCUAAAUCGGUGGCAACAACAAAGCAAAUCGAUGAAAACAAACAAACAAACAAAAAAGAACAAGACAAACUCAAAAUGCACUCUGUCUUAUGACAAAUCCUCGAUGGCCUCAUCUCCGCAGGACUGGCGCCAGGACGAAAAGGGAAUCCACACGUUGAUUGAAUUAAAUUUCUUUCCAAAUCAGAAGUUAAGUGAACUUAAACAGAAUAAAAAUUCUCCAAAGCCACGCAGUAAAAAAAUCCCUGCUGCAGCAGCCGUCCUUUGUUCCUCCUGGUGUGGGCCUGUUGUCCUGACCGGCCUGCGGUCGCUAGGUGGCGCUCUUGCUCCAUCAAAAACCCUCCAGGUUCCCCAACUUGACCGCGCUGACGUCACGUCAGUCUGGAGCAUCAAGGCCACUUCCACGACGCUAUUGGUCUGAAAAUCACAUGACAUGUCUCCCAGCAUCCAUAAUUAUGUUACUGAAUUUUUGCACCCCCCUCCAAAAGAUGUCAGCAUCCUACUGUCCUUAUUCUCCUGGAGAAAUCCCGUAGUUCAGAUCAGUGGAACACACCAAACGAUUACUGUGUUGCCAAAUGCAAAAAUGUCAUGUCCGAAUAACAUAGCGCCCGGUAACUUCCUGAUGGAUUCCUUAAUGGGAGGAUCAUCUUCCUUCAGGGGUGAGGGUUAUUCCAGCAACCCCGGAAUGUACAUCCACACAGCUGCAGAGUACGGAUAUUCAGUGAUGAGAAACAUUGGGAAGGUUGGACCAUCUGCACUCUCCAAAAGAGACGAGGUUCCUCCGGGCGGUGUGCCGCCCAGCGGCUUCCAGGAUGCGCCCUACCUGUCAACACAGCUGGCCACAUGGACCCCAGGCUCCAAAACCAGCAGGGACGAACAACCUGUUGCCCAGUGUUUACAACCCUGCUCGUUUCCAGCGGGCAACGUCAAAGAGGAGGCGUUUUGUUGCCUCUAUCAGGAUGACAGCAAUAAGGGGAAACAGACAACAGAGUCGGCCACUUACAUCCGGCUUGGGGACAAUAGCUGCCGGCCUGAGCAAACUGCCGCCUCGUCCAGCCGCUGUUUCCAGGUGUACAACGGAGAGAGGCCGCAGCAGGAUGACCAGCAGUUCCCCCCCGGCUUCUCUCUGACCCACUUGACGACAUCUGUUGAAUCAGCAGCAGCAGAAUCGACAAUAAGUUGCAGCAAAUCGGCGCAAGAGACAGCGAGAGAGGUUUCAAAGGCAGAUGAGAGUCAGAGCAGGAAGGAAGAAAAAGCCAAGAGUGACAGCUGUUCAGAUAACUCGGACGGGGAAUUAAAAGAUGAUUUAUCCGCGGAAAAGACAACGGGAAGCUGGUUAAAAGCCAAAAGUGGAAGGAAGAAGCGGUGUCCCUACACAAAGCACCAGACGCUGGAGCUGGAGAAGGAGUUCUUGUUCAACAUGUAUCUGUCUCGGGAGCGCCGCCUGGAGAUCAGCCGGAGUAUCAACCUGACCGACAGACAGGUCAAGAUCUGGUUCCAAAACAGACGCAUGAAGCUCAAGAAGCUCAACAGGGAGAGCCGGGAAAGGGAGCAGAGUGCAGUUUACAACUACUCCUGAGCAGAUUUUUAUUCACACACACACACACACACACACACACACACACACACACACACACACACACACACACACACACACACACACACAUUCACAUGCACAUUCACACUCACACAUGCAUUUGCAUACAGACAUGACAGGCACAGACACAGACAGACAUGCAUGUGUCACCUUAUAAUUCAUUCAAUAAUCAUUCAUCAGUUUUCUCCUUAUGUGCACACACCACACACACACUCACACACACACUCACACACACAGCGUGCCUUUCUAAAUCGACUAUAAAACGCUGCAACCUGCAGACUAGACUUGAGUUCCAGGUGAACACUUGCAGCAGCAGCAGGAGCAGCAGCAUUGGAACAGUGAGGUGCUAUUACCUCGCAAUGAUAAUUAUACUACAACAUGAACCAAACGAAAAGGAGGAGGCAAUUUCAAGCAGUCUAUAAAUAACUCGUGGCAUGCAAGCAGUUUCACUUUGCUGAGCUAUAAUGAAUGUUUUGUCACUUCUUCGUUGGUGUCUGUUGCUGUGGCACAUCCGUGCUGUAUAACGUGCAUGCACAAAAUGAUAUUAAGCUAUGUCAUGGCAAACGAUUCCAAAACAAUAAAAGGAGGGGGGAAAAAACGGAAAGGUAUUACCAACUUUGUCCUUCCCCUGGCAUAGUGGUGAAAAUGAGAGGGAGGGAGAGACACUGCGGAUGAGAGAAGGAGAUCAUGGCAGUUUUAAUAGAAGUGAGAGACCAUAACGUUGAUUUAAAUAUUAUCCAGGUGACCACAGUAAGUCAAGGUCAUAAAAUUCUAAUGUCAGGUUCGCCCUGGAAAGCGUUGGGGGUGGAUUUUAUGAUCUGCAAAUAUAAUGUGCCGCAGCAGUAAAGAUGCGUUUAAAGGUGUGUGUGGAGGAGGGCUAAUCCACACAGUAGAGACUGCAAUGUGCAGGAUCCAGCCGAGGCGCUGGGGCUGGAGGGAGCAAGCCGCCUCCACCCCGGGGAUAAUGGAGCUUCGCUGGAUGGGGGGGUGAGCAGAAGAUAAGGAAGAUGGUGGAUAAAGGGGACAGCGACAGCGUCGGAUGCAGGAACAAUAAUAACAACAACAAAAGCAUCACGGCAAAAACACGUGGAUAACUAAACAAGCCGGGAAGGCGUCCUGGAGGAGGCAAGUGAAGAGGGAUCUUCGGGACAGUCGCCGCCUCUACCAGCCGCUGCCUGCGCUUAUCCCCCCCCCACCUCCACCCCACCCCACCGGAGGCAAUAAAGCCGCGCGACUGGGCUGGGGAAAAGGAUCGAGGAAGCCUGCUAGAAAAAAAAAAAGACUUUUCCUCCAGCAAAAACAGACACCCUGCCUCCAUAAGCUCCUUGUCGCCGGGAUGUGAAGACAGCCAGCAGUAUACGAGAGAGAGAUGUGCGCUGUGUUGAUACCCCCCCCCACCCCCCACCUCUACUCGCCAUCGUGACCCCUCAGCUGCUUCGUUGGACCACAGAGAAGCUCCAAACUACGGAGAGUCCGCUGGGGACACUUCAUCGGGUCAAACCGAGUGGCACCAUGGAUUUCUCAGUAAGGACACGCAGGCUGCUCAUAGAAAUGUUGUCUGAAGAAAUAUCGCAGAGGCUUCUUCGGGCGCCCCAAGUUGCCAGUGGAUUACUUUGCAACUCCAGAGCUCGGUCAUUGGAGGACGGCCACACGUGACUACGGCACCCUUCUGUUCCAGGUUGAACCCAGAUGAACAGUUUCAGAGCCCACUGGAGCCUCUGGUUCACUGCCAUGCCAAGGGCAGGCUGGACAUCAAGAGCAGGAGCUGUAGUCUACUCACCAUCUGCCACUCUGGAGUAAUUUUUCCCU
Lates calcarifer (barramundi perch) is the source of this 5648-nucleotide messenger RNA. RefSeq names its product homeobox protein Hox-C10a-like. Gene Ontology annotation, biological process: regulation of transcription by RNA polymerase II. Lineage: Eukaryota; Metazoa; Chordata; Actinopteri; Centropomidae. Gene Ontology annotation, molecular function: DNA-binding transcription factor activity, RNA polymerase II-specific; RNA polymerase II cis-regulatory region sequence-specific DNA binding. Gene Ontology annotation, cellular component: nucleus. The record is from RefSeq and is a predicted model, not a curated record.